AUGGAAGCAAUUCGGGAGGUUGAAUCCGAUUCGGAUGAUUUGCGGAUGAUUAUGCCUUCACCGCCAUCUCCAGCUCCGGACGUACCAUCACCUAACAAAAUCCCAAUGAGCGAAACAGAUGAAGUUUUGAGAGGGUUGCGAGACCAUUCGCCGGUGAGGACGCGGAUUGAUCAGUUCCAGUCACCGCCUGUGGAACCAUAUCAACCAAAGAACUACAAAAUCUUCGAGGACUCAAUGCACUCAGAUUACAACGGCAACUAUGAUGUGCUGCCGCCUAGUGCCGCAAAACGAUUUCAAGCACGACGAGGUGACUAUGUAAACGGUCAUCAGUCCUCCACACCUCCUUCAUUUCAGAUGUCCUCCGUAAGUCACACUGACAGACUUCCUUCAAGCCUAUUUUCAUUUAGUAACACUUGA
Messenger RNA from Dibothriocephalus latus, 417 nucleotides. The record is from the annotation of a GenBank genome assembly. NCBI's taxonomy places the organism in Eukaryota, Metazoa, Platyhelminthes, Cestoda, Diphyllobothriidea, Diphyllobothriidae.